Messenger RNA from Tachyglossus aculeatus (Australian echidna), 867 nucleotides. RefSeq names its product olfactory receptor 14A16-like. The record is from RefSeq and is a predicted model, not a curated record. The coding region runs from base 1 to 867 and encodes 288 amino acids. Gene Ontology annotation, biological process: G protein-coupled receptor signaling pathway. NCBI's taxonomy places the organism in Eukaryota, Metazoa, Chordata, Mammalia, Monotremata, Tachyglossidae. Gene Ontology annotation, molecular function: odorant binding; olfactory receptor activity. Gene Ontology annotation, cellular component: membrane. The transcript is spliced from 5 exons.
AUGUUCCUUGCCGACAUUGAGCGCCACGAGGUUCAGUGGGUGUCCUUCCUAACAGCGGCCCACGUUGUCCUCCUUGGACCCGAUCCUUUCCCAAUUACAGCUGCUAAAAGCCGUGCAACCGGCAUCUCAGUGGACUGGCACAGAAGGCGGUCGCUGUUGACUAUAUUAGCUAAAGUGCUGCAGGCAGCUCACGGCAUUUCCCAGCCGAUGGUCAACGUCACCACAGUGACCAGAUUCCUGCUUCUGGGGUUCUCGGGGGUCCGGGAGCUGCAGCUGGUCCACGCCACACUGCUCCUGCUGGUCUACGAUCGGACUUGUGCUUCUAUGCUGGCCGCCUCCUGGCUCAGCGGCAGUCUGAUCGCCGUGUUGUUCACUGCCAGUACUUUCUCCUUGUCCUUCUGUGGCCCCAACGACGUCCACCGGUUUUUCUGUGAACCCUCCCAGUUGCUGAGGCUCACCUGUUCCGCUAGCCAUAUCGCCGAACAUGUGAGUUUAGCCAUGGCCAUCUGCUUAAGCUUACUCUGCUUCGUGCUCAUCAUCAUCUCAUAUGUGCGCAUCUUCCGGGCCGUGCAGAGAAUGCCGGUGGCCGAGGGCCGGGCCAAAGCUUUCUCCACAUGCCUGCCCCACCUCUUUGUCAUCACUCUUUUCAUCUCUUCUGGAUUCUUCGCCUACCUGAAACCAGUAUCGGACACCCCCUGGGCACUGGACCUACUGGUGUCUGUGUUUUACACUGUGGUUCCACCGACCCUCAACCCCCUCAUCUACAGCCUGAGAAACCGUGAUAUGAAGGCCGCUAUGAGCAAGCUUCUUGGGCAGGAAAGCUUUCGAAAAGAAAAAUUAUGUCACGUGAACUUUUCCACAUCCUAG